CGUCACUGAGCGUUUGACAGCAGGCAGAGUAAAGAUGGCGUCGUGUCGGACUCCGCAGCUCCGCAGCAGCGGCCUCCCCGCGGCUCUGGUCGUGUUUCUGGGCUUGUUGAGCGCACUGAGCGCGGGGAGCUGUGACGAGCAGGUGCCGCUGAUCCUGUGGACGAGUGAAGGGGUCUCUGCUCCUCCUCUGUCCCCCCCCACCGGGGGGCACAUCGUGGGGCAGCAGCAGCUCGCCAGCUACCUGGAGAACGCUCUGAACGAGGGGCCGAGAAAUGUGGUGCUGUUCCUGCAGGACAAGAUGAGCGUAGAGGACUUCACCAUGUAUGGAGGAGCGUUCGGGAACAAGCAGGACAGUGUCUUUCCCAACCUCGAGGGGGCUCUGAAGUCCUCGUCCUCCCCGCUGGUGCUACCUGCCGUGUCCUGGCCGGCCUCUAAUGCAGUGAUUGGUCAGCUCCAGGACCAAUUAGAAACCUCCCCUCUGUACAUGGACCCUGAGACCCUGAGUCAGCUGAGACUGAACGCCUCCUCUCCGGCCCUGCUGGUGUUCAGGCUGCCCUACGGCGUCGGGGCUGAUCUGAUGUCUGCUAAAGAAAUUCUCAGUGGAAAUGACGAGGUGAUUGGUCAAGUGUUGAGCGUCAUGAAGACCCAGUCGGUUCCAUACACGGCCAUUUACACAGCCCUGCGCCCCUCCCGGGAGGCAGCGUCCCUCUCCGUGGAGGCCGGUGUGGGGGGAGGCCGCUCACUGCUGCAGGCCAGAGGAGGACACAGGGAGAGGGAGAGAGAGAGGGAGAGGCAGCGGAAGAUCAAGGAGAAGGCGGAGACCUAUGGUCCGGUGGAGUUUAAGGAGGGGGAGGACACCUGUAUCCUCCUGUGGGCCAAAGGCCUCUCGGUGAGCAUCCUGCGGAGCGGCCGCUGGGAGGAUCACGACCUGACCCCGUCCACCUUCGGAGAGGGAGUCAGCCCAAAGCUCCACGGCUCCAGCUGCGACAAAUCCAGAGCAAAGUUGGUUCUUAGUUAUGAAAACGUCCUCGGCCACAGCAGCUUCAAACUGAUCUUCGCUAUGAGCCAGCGUCUGUACAAGGUGUCUGCUCGCCGCUGGUUCACGCUGGACGCCGUGGAGCUGGAGUACGAUGGAACCAGAGCCAGGUUCAACGGCAGCCGGAGCGUCUACGCCCCGGCAGAGUUCUCGUUCCGCUGCGAGUCCGUCACCAGCUUCCGGUGGCCGCUGCUCGUCCCGCACUCGUCCAAAGAUCCGGCCAAUCAGUGGAGGGUCUCUUUUGAAGAUCUCCAGAUUCAAGGCUUCAACGUGUCGGGCGGUGAGUUCUCGUACGCCAGCGACUGCGCCGGCUUCUUCUCUGCUGGCAUCUGGAUGGGCCUGUUGACCAGUCUGCUCAUGGUCCUGGUCCUCACCUAUGGGCUGCACAUGAUCAUGCAGCUCCACACGAUGGACCGCUUCGAUGACCCCAAGGGCCCGGCCAUCUCCGUCCCCCAGACAGAGUGACGUCCGUCCUCCUUCCUGUCCCCCACCCCCCUCACUGCAAUGCUUCCUCUCCCUCCCUUUACAUUCCUCUCCCCCCCCCUGUAGUUGGGCAUUACACAGCAUCUAGUGAAGUUGUCAGAAUAAGAGUUUACUCAUCAUACAACAUGUUUUAAAAUGUGUGUCCUGAGACUGAAGAUUCCAGUUUCCAGGUGGUUGGUGUUCGAGUUUCUCUGGAAGAUAAAAACCUGGAGGAAACCUCUGAGCCGCCGACUGAACUAAACCAAUAUUCAGUUUGUUGAGCAGUUAGUGAUUUAGUGAUUUCUCUCUGAGGAGCUGCUGUGAAACUUCAAAUGUUUGAAUCAAAUCAGAAACAUGUUAAAAAUCUCUCGUCCUCCUGAAUGAGUUCUGUGUUGAUUCUGUAAAUCUCUCCAGAGCAGUGGAACAUUUCCAAACAUGGCCGAGUGUUUAUCCUCCAGAGAAACUUGACCACGAGGUCUCAGACCUCCCUGGAUCAAUACGUCCGACAUGAAAAGGGAAACAACUGUACAUAGUGGGUCAUAAAUAACUUAUAGAAGUGAAAAGUAUUAUGAAAUGCUAUUUAUUGACGAGACUACCGUCGUUUGUGUGUGUUUACAUUGUGUCUGUGAGUGAACCAGUGAAACGUAGUUAUUGAAUGAAGGGAAACACGAUCAGAACAAAUGAUCCAUCGAUAAUCUCCAUUACAUUCCGCUAAGUUUAGGUCAAAGGGACGAACUCGUGACAUUCAGAUUUAUUUUAUUUAUUUAUUGAAGAACUGAAUAAUCCUCAUGGUUUUCUUACUUUUCAACAGGAACUUUGUUUCUUGACUUAAACUGAUGACGUGCACUGAAAUAUGAUAAAUGUGAACUUUUAAUUUAUUUUGUGUUCUGUUGAAUUGUGGUGAAUAUUAAUAACAUGAGGUUGUGAGUGUGGUCCUGUGUCGUGCUGCUGCUGUGACUCCAAUAAAACAUCUGUGAAAACAA
Platichthys flesus (European flounder) is the source of this 2481-nucleotide messenger RNA. It is a transcript of the gene atp6ap1a, whose product is annotated as ATPase H+ transporting accessory protein 1a. NCBI's taxonomy places the organism in Eukaryota, Metazoa, Chordata, Actinopteri, Pleuronectiformes, Pleuronectidae. The transcript has 11 exons. The record is from RefSeq and is a predicted model, not a curated record. Gene Ontology annotation, cellular component: proton-transporting V-type ATPase complex. Bases 35 to 1501 code for a protein of 488 amino acids.